GGACAGUUGUAAAACCGUUGUCGGAGCGGUACCAGCAGAGUACGGAGUGCCGAGCGGAGAACGGCGAUCGUGAAGGACCAGAACCGGAGACCCGGAGACGCUGGUGAAGCAGCUGUGAACAACGCCACUAAAACGGCGAUCGUGAAGGACCAGAACCAGAGAGCCGGAGAGGCUGGUGAAGUGGCCGUGAACCACUAAAACGGAGGAGCCGGAACCAAGAGCUAACGGGGCCGAUAAAGGAUACCGCAGCCGUAAGGAAGGCUGUGAAGAUCGCACAAGGAAUACAGAGCUGAUAAAGGGACUGUUCCUGGGCUGAAGAGCUAACCCGUUAAGCUACGAACGGUGCUAUGGCAGAGCCUCACAGACUGUGACGUUGUGACCUGACGUUGACGGCUGGGGGCAUCGUACUUGUUCUGGUUGCCCUUUCCAGAAGGGAUUAUUUUGCUGAAAGGAUCAGUCAGUAAAAAUCUGGACACCUUUGUUGAGUCUCUAUGAGGAAUCUACAGUAUCAUCAGUCUCACAUCAACAGACAAUCAAUUGACAGUUGAGUGACAACUUAACAACUACUAGUAGACUAUAAAGUGUGUUGUGCAGAUUAUAACCCUCUACAAAAGUGCCUGUUAACUGUAUUAGCAGGGAUUUUUGUUUUUUUUCUGACAUGGAUCACUGAUAAAGAUCCAGUCAGUAAAGUAAACUCUUGGAGAUACUUAAUGAAAUGCAGUUGCACCCAUAUCAAGGAUGGCAUUCAAGGUCUCAGGACGUGUUUGUUCCUUGGUGAUUUCACUGACCAUUGUACUUGCAGUGCUAUCAUGGGAUUAUUGGCUGGAGAGCAUCAGCUCGAGUACUUUCUCAGGAAAUCCCACAGAAAAGGACGUGUUAAAAGGUUCCAAUUCACCGACAAAGGCUGCGACUCCCAUCCCGCUCCCCUCCAGAGGUUUCUUCAAAAGGCUUCCUCACUUUGAUUUCGAGGAGGUUUAUGACAUGGACGCUAAGAGCAAACAGACGACCUGUGCUCAGUCUCUGCGCAACUCUGAGGACCAGGACUUUAAGAAGGCUUUCCUUCCCAACAUAGGAUUGUUUCUGCACAAAGACAGUAUUAACAUGAGCAAGUGGAACCAACUCUCACAUUUUAACAAUCCAUUUGGUUUCAUGAACAUUCGCCACAACGAUGUGAUGCCUGCAGUGAAGUUGAUCCCAAAGCCUAUAGAACCUCUUCUCUCCCCAAAGCCAGGAAGUGGUGGCUGUGUGCGCUGUGCAGUGGUGGGCGGUGCAGGGAUCCUCAAUGGCUCUAAAAUGGGGAAAGAGAUUGAUUCACACGAUUAUGUUUUUCGGAUGAACGGUGCAGUCAUCAAAGGGUAUGAAGAGGACGUAGGGAACAGAACGUCGGUGUACGUUGGUGUCUUACUUACUUCUAGCUCUCGUUUGUACCCAAAUGUUGAAAUGCACGUAGCUUUGGAUAAAAGCAUCUGCUAAAUGACAUGCAAUGUAA
Molecule: messenger RNA, 1489 nt
Organism: Solea solea (common sole)
Lineage: Eukaryota; Metazoa; Chordata; Actinopteri; Pleuronectiformes; Soleidae
Product: alpha-N-acetylgalactosaminide alpha-2,6-sialyltransferase 1-like
Exons: 5
Coding region: 739-1473 (244 amino acids)
Molecular function (GO): sialyltransferase activity
Source: RefSeq, a predicted model, not a curated record